Danaus chrysippus (African queen) is the source of this 1836-nucleotide messenger RNA. Lineage: Eukaryota; Metazoa; Arthropoda; Insecta; Lepidoptera; Nymphalidae. The record is from the annotation of a GenBank genome assembly.
AUGAAAUCCAAAAAGCGUCACCACAAUUCAUCUGAUGAGUCCGAAGACUCUGAUGGAAGUGUACAAUCGAGUAGUUCGUCAGAUAGUGAUAGUGAUGAUUCUUCGGUGUCGGAAACCCGCUAUAAGAAAAAACGAAAACGUGCUAACAACUCUUCCGAAUCCGAAAGCAAUUCUGAUGACCAAAAGCGAUCCAAGAAACGUAAGCAUAAGAAGAAGAAGAAGAAACAUGGCAAGAAGAAGAGGCGAUCGCAUUCUUUAGAAGACGUUACCGACGAUAAUAUUUCUAUAAGCGAGGGUGAAAUAUCUGUGAAAAAAAAGCGGAAGCAUAAACAUAAGCACUCGAAACGGUCACAGAGUUCUGGAAGUGAAGAUGAGUUGGAGCGGCAUAGUGAUCGGCGGCUAAUGAGUGUAGUUAAGGAAAGACGUGGAUCUUCAGAUGAGGGUAGUCAACCUUCUCGCACUUACUAUCAGAAAGAAUAUCACGGUUCAAUGCAUCCUAAAGAGUAUGAUAUUGAGCCAGAUUCACAAAAGUAUUACAAGGAACCCAUGAGGGAACAUGGCUAUCAAGAUUACCAAGAUUAUAGGGACAGAAGUGACAGAUAUCAAGAUGACAAUCGUCAAAGGGAGAAAUAUGGCCACAGUUCACAAAAUGCUGAUUAUGGAGGACAGAGAGAAUAUAAUGUCUAUAAAAGACCAUCGAAAUACGAGUCUAGACCGGACGAAGUCUAUAGAAAAGAAAGAGAUGAUGCAUAUGCUCCCAAGGAAGAUAUGAGAGGUCAUCCGAAAUAUCCUCAGAGGUAUGAUGAGAGGCCACCAAAGAGAUUUGAUGACAACCGUGAUUACCGUGACAGACGUGUACAAGAAGCUGAUCGCUACAGAGAGAAGGCUUAUGAAAAGAGAGAAAAAUAUGAAGGAGAGAGAGUUUCAAUGGAAAGGGGACGUGAAAUGCAUCGCGAUAGACCAGCCAGGAUUGGGAAACCGCUGCACCAAAGAGAGGAAUCAAGAUCAAGAAGUCCGGAUGAACGAUACAGGGAAAGGAACAGAGAUAGAAAUGAUCGGUACAGGGGAGAAGAUACUAGGAGGGGGGAGGAUAGAGGAGAACCGAGGAGGGGGGAGGAAAGAGGAGAACCGAGGAGGGGCAGGAACCAGCCACAGAGGGAAAGGAGAACCAGAUUCGACAAAGCCAAUGAUAAUAAAGAAUACACAUGGGGCAAGACGGAGGUUAAGAAGGAAGCAAAGAACCCCGCUGAUAAAGAAAAACCUAACUUUGGGUUGUCAGGGAAGUUGACUGCUGACGCUAACACUGUGAACGGAGUAGUCAUCAAGUACACCGAGCCUGAUGAUGCUAAGCAACCCAAGAGACGGUGGAGGUUCUAUCCGUUCAAAGGCGACAAGGCUCUCCCGAUUCUUUACAUCCAUCGCCAGUCAUGCUUCCUCAUCGGCAGAGAUAAAAAAGUAGUCGACAUAGCCCUUGAACACCCAUCCAUAAGCAAGCAACACGCGGCGUUGCAGUACAGAGCGACGGCCUUCACUAGGGAUGAUGGAACUCAGGGACGACGUGUCAGGCCUUAUAUUAUAGAUUUGGAAUCGGCGAACGGAACGUUCGUGAACAACAAGAAGAUAGAGGCCCGCCGUUACGUGGAACUUCUCGAACGAGACGUCGUGAAGUUCGGCUUCUCGGCGCGGGAAUACGUGUUGCUUCACGAAAACAGCAAGGACGAGGGCCAAGACGACGACCAGGAGCCCGCGGUCACUGAACCCACUGGCGUCACUACCGUGGACCAGCUCAAGAGGGAGAAGCACGCCAAGGAGGCGGCCGCCGCUGACGGGGAGUAG